GCGUUAAACUAUAACAUAGGCAUUAGGUAGUAAAACUAGAAAAUGAGGUAUUAUGAUUGCAUAUCGAUGUUUUAAAUAAGUGUUUUCUUUGGCCAAAGUGCUAUACAAAAGUAUUUUCAUUUCAAAUUCCUAAUUAUAUAUUAAUAAUUGUAUAGUAGUUAGUAUUGUGCAUUAAAAUGGCUCCAAAUGGAAGAAGAGGCUCAGUGGACACUGAUUCCGGUUCCGAUUCCGACAGCGGUUCCAGUGCAAGUCACAGCAAAAGUGCUAGUCCGGCACCAUCUGGUAAAGAAGGCAGUCAGUCUCGAUCGGUGUCCAGAAGUCCUGCAAAAUCUGGAAGUGAAUCUCCAAAGUCCAAUCGCUCUGCUAGAUCACGGAAAUCAUCGAACGCAUCAAACGCGUCCCGUUCAAAAUCAAACUCCCCAGCUGGGUCUAACAGGUCAGGAUCCGCGCAGAGCAACAAAUCCGCUUCGUCAAGUCCAAAAUCGAGGGCAUCCAGAAGUCCCAGGGCGUCAAAAUCCAGAUCCAGAUCCCGUAGUGGGUCAGGCAGUGCUAGAUCUAGAUCCGGUAGCGCUCGGUCCAGGUCAGGUAGUCCGAAAUCCGGUGCACAGAGCCCAAAGUCCAGAUCGCAGAGUCCAAAGUCACGAUCGCAAAGCCCUAAGUCUCAGGGUGCUAAAAGUGGGUCUCGUUCGCGUAGUGGAAGUCCUAAAAGCAGGAAGUCGAGAUCUAGGUCAGGAAGUGCGUCAUCAAGAUCGAAGAGUCCAGAAGCCAGACCGGAUGUAGCCGACAGCAGAUCCAAUUCACCAAAUCUCAUGAUUGACGACCAAGCCAAGGAAAAAUCAGGAAGCAGAUCUAGAUCGCACUCAAAAUCCAGAUCCAGAAGUAAAUCUAAGUCAAGAUCCAGAAGCAAGUCGAAGUCGAAGUCAAAAAGCCGUUCGCGAUCGCGUUCGAAGAGUUCUAACGCUUCAGAUGUCGGCGGUAAGAAGAAAAGCUCCGUGCUAUCUGACUCGGAGAGUGAUGCUGGGCAGAAAGGUCCCAAACGUAAGAAAGAUUCAGACAGCGGCUCCGACACGAGCAACAAACCUAAGAAGAAGACGAAGAAACUUGACUCUGAUGAUGACAAUCAGGAGGCAACCGUGACAGCCGAUGCGUUAUUCGGCGACGCGUCCGACAUCAGUACGGACAAUGAGGGUGAGAAGGAAAGGUCGAGGUCGAGGUCCAAGUCGAGGUCGAGGUCACGCAGCCGCAGCAGGUCCGGUGACGAGAGGCGCUCUGACGACGCCAAGGGGAGUGGAGACGAGGAAAAUAGGGAGAAACCCGAAGAGGAAGAGGAGAUUGAGAUCCCUGAAACUCGUAUAGAUGUGGACAUGCCUAAAAUAUGGACGGAACUUGGCAAGGAAUUGCAUUUCGUGAAGCUUCCCAAUUUUUUGUCAGUGGAAACUAGGCCUUACGAUCCAAAUACAUAUGAAGACGAGAUUGAUGAAGAAGAAACGCUCGAUGAAGAAGGUCGUGCGAGGUUGAAGCUCAAAGUGGAGAAUACGAUACGCUGGCGGACGGUGUUCGAUAAAGAAGGUAACGCUGUGAAGGAAUCCAACGCGCGGAUGGUGAAGUGGUCCGACGGGAGCAUGUCCUUACACCUCGGCUCCGAGAUCUUUGAUGUUUACAAGCAACCUCUACACGGCGACCACAACCAUCUGUUCGUCCGUCAAGGCACGGGUCUCCAGGGCCAGGCGGUGUUCCGCACCAAGUUGUCGUUCAGACCUCACUCCACGGACUCGUUCACACAUCGCAAGAUGACGCUGUCUGUGGCGGACAGGUCCACGAAGACGUCCGCUAUAAAAAUACUGUCGCAAGUAGGCAGCGACCCUGACGCGGACAGGAAAUAUCAGCUGAAGAAAGAGGAGAUGGAGCUGCGUGCUGCGAUGAGGUCCCGGGUGUCCAGUCGACCCAAGAGGAGGGCGGGCGCGGGCGGGGGGGCCCGCGCUCACAGGCACGACGACUCAGAGGACGAGGGCGGGGUGUCGCUGGCGGCCAUCAAGAACAAGUACAAGGCUGGACAGAAAGCGAGCGCCGGGGCCGCGAUCUAUUCGUCGGAGUCUGACGGCUCGGAUGUGGAGACCCGUCGCGCUAGGAGGCUGGACAGGGCGAAGGCUUUGAAGGACUCCGACGACGAAGCGAGUCCCGGGAACAACACGCCGCAGCAGAGUCAAAGCGGCUCGGGCUCCGGCAGCGGCAGCGACUGAUACAACACUGUUCAUGUAUUAAUAUAUACUUUAAAAUAUA
Danaus plexippus (monarch butterfly) is the source of this 2280-nucleotide messenger RNA. It is a transcript of the gene Atu, whose product is annotated as another transcription unit protein. The record is from RefSeq and is a predicted model, not a curated record. Gene Ontology annotation, biological process: transcription elongation by RNA polymerase II; positive regulation of transcription elongation by RNA polymerase II. The transcript is spliced from 11 exons. The coding region runs from base 177 to 2240 and encodes 687 amino acids. NCBI's taxonomy places the organism in Eukaryota, Metazoa, Arthropoda, Insecta, Lepidoptera, Nymphalidae. Gene Ontology annotation, molecular function: RNA polymerase II C-terminal domain phosphoserine binding. Gene Ontology annotation, cellular component: Cdc73/Paf1 complex; nucleus.